AUGGACUUACCAGAAGCUGUGACGAAUAAGCUCAUUGAACUUGAUGGAGAGAACCGUCAGUUGAAAUUGGACAUAGCCCGGAAGGACUCGGCUAUAAGAAAUAGGGAUGAAACUCUUGUAGAGCUUGAAGAGGAAAACAGAAAGUUGCUCGAGCGUAAUUCGGAGCUACUCAAAACAUCGAAAGACACAUCAGCAUAUGAAAGCAAAAUAGUAUAUUUACGUGGCCAGUUCGAUGACGCCAAUGAUCAGAUAGUACAUCUAAAAACAAAAUGUAAACAGUUGGAAGAUGCAUUGAAAGAGCAGAGUGAUGUACAAGAAAUCUAUAGACCUAUACGAACACCCACGCCUCCUCCUUUAAGGAACAUUGAAGAUGAGGAGGAGUAUAUUCGACUCAGAGAAGAGCUUGAUGAUACCAAAAUAGAUCUAAGUUGUUGUAUAGAAAAACUGCGUUAUUCUGAAGAAGAACAUAGCCAAACUAAAAGGUUGGUGGAAGAUCUCUAUGAAGAAAUAAAGGAACUGCAACGAUCUUUAAAGGAGAUGAGAGAAGAGAAGGCUGAACUUGAGGCUAAGCUAUGUGAAACGGAAAACAAUCUACCAUUUGCUUCGAAAGGAAACUCUAUGUUUGGAGAGUUUGUUCAUGAGAGAAAGGUUCUGGAAGCUGAUUUGAAGAAGCUGUUCAAUCAAUGUGAAGGCUUGAAGAAGGAAAAUUAUAAUUUAACAAAUGAACUGGAGGAAGCUCGACUUUUGGCUCUUCGUAGGACAGGAGCUGCCACUGUCGUGCGCUGCCAAUGCGAAGAUAUGAGAGUCGAAUUGAUGAGAGCUCGUAACAAAAUAGAUGCAUCGGAAUCCCGAAUUCAAUCCUUGAAUAAUGAGAAGCUCAGAAUGGUAGAAGGUCUGAAAGGACCGUCUAUCGACUCUAUGCUUAGAGCUCAGUUUUCAAGUUUAAAGGCGGAACUAGAGUUUUCAAAGAGACAGAAUGCGGAAUUACUGAAAGAGAGAAACCUUUUACUAGACGAUAGAAAUCUCGUUAAGGCUAAUUUAAGAAGAGCAGAGAAUGCCGAGAAAAUUGCAAAAGAAGAUGUAGCAGCUCUCACAAGUCAAAUUCAAUUAAUGAAACAAAGACGAAAUGAAGAGCAAGGUCUCAUUGACUCCACCACUGUACAAAACCUCGCUGUGGAAAAAAUAACGAAACUCAUAGCACCACCUGCUGCAAUACUUAACAGUAUGAUUCAUUCAACUCCUGUAAGGAAAGAUCUAACUGGAUUCAAAACUCCGUUACCACCAUCUAUGACUAAAGGAGAUGAAUCUAUGCGAAUAACUCCAAACAUGACUAGCCCUAAAAGCUCUGUGCGGAAAUCAAACAUGCUAGGCAAUGUUACUCUAUCUGAUAGAGCAGAAAACCGUAGAGAAAUAACCACCGCAACAGAAAGAAGACUACAACGUCAGAAGUUUCAAGGACCUAGAAGAGCUGUUCCUACUGUGAAGCCACCUUGCAAUUUAGCAACCUUCCGAAUGGUAGUGGGCACUCCAAAAGGAGUUAGUACACCCUCUGAAGCUACAGCAAAGGCAGAUGAAACCUCUACAAUGACAGAUGAAACCUCUACAAUGACAGACCAUCAAUUGCAUCAACCUGAUGAGAAUAUGGAAGUGUAA
Molecule: messenger RNA, 1653 nt
Organism: Auanema sp. JU1783
Lineage: Eukaryota; Metazoa; Nematoda; Chromadorea; Rhabditida; Rhabditidae
Source: the annotation of a GenBank genome assembly